AUGGAAGCGGAGGAGCUGCGCGUGGGGUUCGUGGGCGCCGGGAGGAUGGCGGGGGGCCUCGGCCGGGGGCUGCUGCGGGCAGGGAAGGUCCCUGCCAGCAACAUCGUUGUCAGCGCUCCCUCGGACCGCAAUCUGGCAGAGUGGCGGGAGUGGGGCUGUCGCACCACGCACUGCAACUUGGAGGUACUUCAGGAGAGCACAGUGGUGUUCUUGGCCACCAAGCCCCACGUGCUGCCCACAGUGCUGCAGGAGCUGCGUCCUGCUGUCACCUCCCAGCACCUCCUCAUCUCGCUGGCAGCUGGUGUCAGCCUGCAGAAGCUGCAGCAGCUGCUCCCCACGGGGACGAAGGUGCUGCGCCUGAUGCCCAACCUGCCUUGCGUGCUGCAGGUGGGAGCUGCUGUGUUCUCCCGUGGCUGUGGGGUUGGGGAUGGGGAUGCAGCACUGCUGCAGUCCCUGCUGUCCCCAUGUGGGCUGUGUGAGGAGGUCCCUGAGUCCUACAUCAACAUCCACACUGGGCUCAGUGGCAGUGGCGUUGCCUAUGUGUACCUGUUUGCUGAAGCCAUGGCCGAGGGAGCUGUGAAGAUGGGGAUGCCAGGGGGCCUGGCCAGUAGGAUUGCAGCCCAGACGCUGCUGGGAGCAGCAAAGAUGCUGCUGGAGACAGGUGAGCACCCAGCAAAGCUGCGUGGGGACGUCUGCACACCUGGUGGGACCACCAUCCAUGGGUUGUACCAACUGGAGAAGGGAGCAUUGAGGGCCACCGUCAUGAAUGCAGUGCAAGCAGCCACUGAGCGGGCGAGCGAAAUGGGGGAGGAUUAACAGACAUCCCAUCUCAUCCUGUGGUAGUGGGGACCACAGCUCUUGGUGCCACCAAACCAAACCAUGGUGCCACCAAAGUGAAGGCUGUUGGUCCCAGACGAAAACAUGGUGCUACCAAACUGAAGCAUGGUGACCCCAAACUGAAGCAACCAAACCAAAGCCUGGUGACUCUAGACUGAAGCAUUGAUGACAGCAAACCAAAGCACAGUGAUCCCAAAGUGGAGGUUGGUGACCCCAGACUCAAGCAUGGUGACACCAAACUGAAGAAUGGUGAUACCAAACCAAAUCAUGUUGACCAGCAAAUGGAAGCCUGGUGACACCAGAUUGAAGAACGGUGCCACCAAAUCAAAUCAUGUUGGCCAGCAAACUGAAGCCUGGUGACACCAGACUGAAGUAUGGUGAUCCCAAACUGAAGCCACCGGACCAAAACUUGGUGACCCCAAACCAAACCCCUGAAGGGUCCUUGAGCCUUUUGGGAGAUCCUGGGUGGAGGUGGGAGAUGCUGAAGUGUGUGGUCACCAUGGAGUGGGACCCAAUAAAGGUGGGCAGUGCGGUGGUA
Centrocercus urophasianus (Greater sage-grouse) is the source of this 1375-nucleotide messenger RNA. It is a transcript of the gene PYCR3, whose product is annotated as pyrroline-5-carboxylate reductase 3. Gene Ontology annotation, biological process: L-proline biosynthetic process. The record is from RefSeq and is a predicted model, not a curated record. Bases 1 to 816 code for a protein of 271 amino acids. Gene Ontology annotation, molecular function: pyrroline-5-carboxylate reductase activity. NCBI's taxonomy places the organism in Eukaryota, Metazoa, Chordata, Aves, Galliformes, Phasianidae. The transcript has 6 exons.